ACUGAGGAAACCACAACCUGACUCCUUCUGGGAUGGAGUCUAAUGCCACCAAGAAGUCUCGCAAAUCCAAGAAAAGCAGGGUCAAGACCCAAGAGAGAUUUGCCAAGAAGUUUCCGUACAGGUUCUCCUGGCUAGCAGAGCACAGCUCUGAGUCCCCGCCAUCCUGGGAGAAGAAGAAUGUCUCCCUGAAGGACCAGCUGCCCCUGCAGAAGAAGCUGGUGCCAACGAGGUCCAUCCCAAUUCCAAGGGUCGGGGCUCCAAGUUUAACACCGACCAACAACAGCCCGUCACCCCAAUCCUUCAAUGCCUCGGAACUCAAGUCACAGAUCCUCCGCUCCCCCAAACCAAGUGAUACCUUCCACAGGCCAGUGCUGACCAGCGAGACCCCGGGGCCAUCCGGGGUGGUCUCCUAAACCCCUGCUCCCCGGGGCUCCCCUAUGGCCUCCUCUGCCUCCUCUGCAGCUCUGGGCUGCG
Messenger RNA from Dipodomys ordii (Ord's kangaroo rat), 474 nucleotides. RefSeq names its product chromosome unknown open reading frame, human C3orf22. The coding region runs from base 33 to 413 and encodes 126 amino acids. The transcript is spliced from 3 exons. Lineage: Eukaryota; Metazoa; Chordata; Mammalia; Rodentia; Heteromyidae. The record is from RefSeq and is a predicted model, not a curated record.